Haliaeetus leucocephalus (bald eagle) is the source of this 2259-nucleotide messenger RNA. RefSeq names its product carboxyl-terminal PDZ ligand of neuronal nitric oxide synthase protein-like. The record is from RefSeq and is a predicted model, not a curated record. Lineage: Eukaryota; Metazoa; Chordata; Aves; Accipitriformes; Accipitridae. Bases 34 to 1956 code for a protein of 640 amino acids. The transcript is spliced from 11 exons. Gene Ontology annotation, molecular function: nitric-oxide synthase binding.
CGGCCUGAGGCGGCCGCCCGCCAGCCUGCCGCCAUGCCGGUGAAGAACCGGUACAACCUGGUGGACGAUGGCUGCGAUUCCCGCGUCCCGCUGCACAACGAGGAGGCCUUCCAGCACGGCAUCCACUUCCAGGCCAAGUACAUCGGUAGCUUGGAUGUACCCAGACCCAACAGCCGUGUGGAGAUUGUGGCAGCCAUGAGAAGGAUUCGGUAUGAAUUCAAAGCCAAAAACAUUAAGAAGAAGAAAGUGAGCAUCAUUGUGUCUGUGGACGGGGUGAAGGUGAUUCUGCGCAAGAAGCAGAAGAGAAAGGAGUGGACCUGGGACGAGAGUAAGAUGGUGGUGAUGCACGAUCCUGUGUACAGAAUCUUCUAUGUGUCUCACGACUCGCAAGACCUGAAAAUAUUCAGUUACAUCGCAAGGGAUGGUGCUAACAACUCCUUCAGGUGCAACGUCUUCAAAUCGAAGAAGAAGAGCCAGGCGAUGCGGGUGGUGCGCACGGUGGGGCAAGCCUUCGAGGUCUGCCACAAGCUGAGCCUGCAGCACGCCCUGCAGAACGCCGACGGGCAGGCGGACGGUGCCAGCGACAAGUCGGCCGAGGAGCAGCCGCUGGAAGUUCACCAGAUAAAGGGCUCCAAGAUCACGGAUGCGGACGAGGUUGGCAUCGACUCUGACAGCAUCUGUGUGUCCGAGAGGGGACCCGGAGAGCUCCCCGCUGGCAGGGGGGACCUCGGCAUGCUGAAACCUGGGCAAGCCUCAAAGGAUAAGAACUGCCAGGAUGCCGAGAACUGUUCCCUCCACCCGGCCAGCUCCCAGCAGCUGCUCAGCCCCAGCAGCCCCUGCUCCUCGGCCUCCAUCACCCCGCUGGCCUCCCAGCACUGCCUCCAGCUGCUCCAGCAGCAGCUCCUCCAGCAGCAGCAGCAGACGCAGGUGGCCGUGGCCCAGGUCCAGCUGCUGAAGGACCAACUGGCGGCCGAAACGGCGGCGCGGAUCGAAGCCCAGGCCCGGGUACGGCAGCUCCUCCUGACCAACCGGGACCUGCUGCAGCACGUCUCCUUGCUGGUGCGGCAGCUGACGGUGCUGGAAGCCCGGGAGCAACACCGGCAACCGGUUGACCGCUCCUUGCAAAACCUGUCCCUGGCUCAGUCCCUCUCCCUGAACCUGAAGAACCACUACAGCUUGGACGUCCACCUGCCCUCCACCUCCACCCCUGCCAGCAUCCUGGGCAGCCCCGUGGCCCCCGGAUCGCUGCCAGCCCUGGGCCCCGGGGACUCCUACCUCAACCUCAUCAGCCUGGAGAGGGGCGGCCGCCGCUACGGCAGCAAGGAGGGGGACGAGUGCCUGGCUGUGCUGGAGGGGCAGGAUGGGCUCAGCCGGCGCGUGGAGGGCUCCGAGGUCAGCGAGUUCACUCUGCUCAACGGGAGCAGCCGGCAGAAGGUGGACGACACGGACAGAGGGGACGAGGAUAGGCGGCAGCAGCCCAUUCCCAAGCUCAACCCGCCACCGCCCAUCCUACGCAAAAGGUCAAGCAAGACCUCCCCGAGCCUGGAAGUGGAGGUGAAGCCCGAGAGCACUGCCCAUAUGAGCUUGCCCAGCCCCAGCGCCUCCAGCCUCACCAGCAUUGCUGCCGGCUCGCUCACCUUCUUGGACCCCGAGGCAAGGACUCCUGCACGGAGCACUGCCUCCGGCACAGAGCCCGUUCCUGCUGGGACCUGCCAGCGUGCUCUGGGCAAGGACAGGACUGGAGAGAGCGGGCAGAUGUCCCCCCUGGCCAACAUCCGCGACCCUGCAGCCAGCGAGGCCCUGGCGAAGGACUUAGCUGCCCUGGCCAGCCCCACGGACAGCACGCUGCCCUUCUCCCCUGCGGAUGACACCUGCUUGCACAUCAGCUUCUCUGAAGAUGAGCUGCUUGAACCAGAGCUGGACACUGCUGUGGGGCCCAGCAGGGUCCCUUCUUAGUGGGACUGCAGUAGGUGGCAGCUGGCUGGCAGGCAGUCCCAGCAUCUCCGUCCACACUGAUCCACCAGCCCACGCUGGGGCUGGGACCCCCUGUGCCCAGGCUGGGAGGCAGGUCCCUGUGCUGUCCCUGUCCCGUGCAGCAGCUCCCCUCGCCACAUACGGGACUGCCAGGCAGGAUGCGACCUGGCCAGCCCCUGCCCUCGGUCUGCACCAGAUCACACUGCCUUCCUGCUGCCCCGUCCUCCCGUCUGCUGCCCAUCCCGUCCCUUCUCACGCAGCCAGGGGUGCUGCAUGGGGUCCCUG